Messenger RNA from Zingiber officinale, 1061 nucleotides. RefSeq lists its product as uncharacterized. The record is from RefSeq and is a predicted model, not a curated record. The transcript is spliced from 2 exons. NCBI's taxonomy places the organism in Eukaryota, Viridiplantae, Streptophyta, Magnoliopsida, Zingiberales, Zingiberaceae. Bases 16 to 882 code for a protein of 288 amino acids.
AAGUCUUACAGCCACAUGAAUUUGAUUAUGGAAUCAAAAUAUAGAGAGAGGAGGAUGGCCAGAAGCUGCAAUACUUCGCCGGCGGAGCUGCUGGAGGCGGCGACGAAAACGGCGCGGUGGUGGUCGGGGGAAUCGUCUUCCGACUCGGCCGAGUUGGCGGACCUGAUCGAGUCGUUCUACCACGGGGAGGAGAAAGAGAUGAAGGUGGAGGAGGACGAGGAAGCCGAAUUAGAUGCGGGACAUCGGGCAUUGACAGCCGUACUCGACGAAUCGGAGGCUGACCCGGUGGCUCGUCGGUUCCGAGCAGAGGCGGAGCGGGCCGUCGGAGCCGUCGGAUUCGGUCAUCGAGGGCAGGGGUUGAAAAUGCGAGUGGUGGGGUGGCUUCGCGAACAAGGAUUCGAUGCCGGACUCUGCAAGUCCUCGUGGGAGCGAUUCGACGACGGAGUACCCGCCGGCCACCACCACUACAUCGACGUGAUGAACGGUGGCGGCGGCGGGUGCAGCACGCAGCGCUACAUACUGGAGCUCGACUUCGCGGCGGAGUUCGAGAUCCCCCGACCCUCGGCCGCCUACGCCGCGCUGCUCCGGCGCGUGCCGAGGACUUUUUCCGGGACGGCGGGGAACUUGGAGCGGAUCGUGAGCGUGAUGUGUGCGGCGAUCCGGGAGUCGAUGAGGAGCGCCGGCAUGCCGCUGCCGCCGUGGCGGCGGAAGCAAUACGUCGAGGCGAAGUGGCUGGGAGGGUACGAGAGGCACACUGCAGAGCCGCUGCCGCCGCCUUGGGAAGUGGUGGAGAGGGCGGAAGGUUGGAGGAAGAAGGCGGCGUGGAGGGUCGAAUUGGAUGGCAGAGAGGCGGAGAGGCGGAGGAGAAUGGCGACGGCGUAGUGCUCGGCACUUAACACAUCAAUCGUACGGAAUGUUUUUGGCUUUAAGACUGUACCACAUUGGGCAGUUUUUGUUUAAUUUUAGUUAGGGUUUAAUUAAGGGCGUGAAACCCUUUUUUUUUCUAAACAUAUUUUAUUUUAUAUCCAUAGUUGAUUUUUAUUUUUAUUUUUUACCUUGUA